AGGACUGAUGCAUAGACAAAAGGCCUGUAACACAAUAACAGCAGGUUCAUUGUGCCAAAUCCAGGACUGAUAAAAAUUGGCGUCCCACACAAUGGCAGCAUCUUAAUUUUGCACAAUUCAGAUUUCUGCAAGGUGUGUCAUAGAUGAAAAAUCAAAAGUCACAAUGGCAGAGCCAGACCAAAAUGAGAAUGACCACUUGGAUCCAUCAGCUGACUUGGAGCACUGGACUAAAGAUCAAGUGAGAGAAUGGGCUCUCUCACUGGAAGGUGCAGAUGACAAAGCUGCAAACACACUGUUUGAGCAGGACAUUACAGGACGUAGUCUAAUGCUUUUAACAACAGCAGAUCUAAGAGACAUAGGUGUGAAACUGGGCCCAGCAAAAGUCCUCAUUCAUGCUAGAGAUGAAAUGAAAAAGUUAAAAAAGGAACAAACGGAUAUCUGUUCUGGAAGACCAUGUAAACCAUACCCUUUUUAUAGGUGUCAUGACACGUAUAGAUACGUGGAAGGUAACAUUCUGGAUGUAACAGAAUCUGGGGCAUCAGACUUUAUUGAACCAUGUCAUGAAUAUAAAGCUUUUACCAACACUACAGAGGAAACUAAAAUGAUCAAGUUUAUUUCUGAGGUUAUACGCUUUGCAGCUGCCUGCAUGAACAGCCGCACCAACGGUACCAUCCAUUUUGGAAUCGGGGAUGUGCCAGAAUUUACUCAUGGUCAAGUGUUAGGUGUAGUUGUUGAGAAAGAUAGAGAGGAAUAUGACAGAAAAUUAAGAUGUGCUAUCCGUCAGUGUUUUGAGGUCAGAAAUGAAAAAACAGCCCAAACUUGCAUUAAACCUCCUCGAUUUGUUAGCGUACUCAACACAAAGAACACAACUUCUGUAAAGUUUGUGAUUGAGGUAGAUAUAGUCCCUGAUUCAUCAUUAUGUGGAGACAAUAUCUAUCACACAUUCAACUGUAAUACCAAAAAGAACAAAAGCAAAGCAAAAGAAGCAUCCGAAGGUGAACAGAAGCAGUUCUUUGUUCGAGAAGGGGGCAGCAGUAGAAACCUUCUGGCUCCAACUACAAAUGCCAAACCAAUGCAAGACUACAACAAGUUUGUUACCAGUGUACCACAAUUAUUACAACUCCGAAGGCAGGCAGAGGAAAACCACCUGAGUGUAAUUAAAAGCCACAACCAUGGGUCUAAGCUGUGUCAGAUGAUCACUGGAGGAACAGGCUCCUUAGACAAGUCUUGCUAUGAGCACUACAUUAUUGUCACCAAUAAAUCCCACCCCAUUCAUUUAGACUCCAUUGGUUUCCUUGUCGAACUCAAUCCUAUAGCAGUGCUGGACUUUGAUCCCCAGUCUUUUAAAAAUGGGCUAUGUGAGGGCUUUGAAAAUAAAAGUCCUGUUAGUCUCCAUUCACCAGACAAGUAUAAAAUCACAGAAUCCGUUGAGGACAUUGCAAAAAAAUUGCAGCUGACACGAAGUACCAGCUGGGUGUUCUGCAAUGGAAAAACUGGUGAAGAGCAGCCCGCGGAGAUGAAUCUCUGGUUGAUGGACAAAGGAGCCUCGGUUCGAAAUGUGAUUUCUUUUUUAUGUCGAAAAGAUGUUCUUCGAAACAAAAGGUUUCUUGUUGUUUUUUUACUAUUGUCAAGAGUAAAUGACAAGAUGGAUCCUCUUGUGGAGACCUUCUGUACAUUUUAUCAGGAACUGAAAGGCAAAGAGCAGAUCCUUUGUAUUUGUGAGAAUGAGAAUGCAUUUACCUUGUGGAAAAACUUGAUAGACACUCGCUGUGAAGUGGACAUCUCAAAUAGAUGCAUCUAUGAGCUCAGCUUUGCAGAGGUCAAUGGCACCAUCCUGAGCCUUCAGUCAGAGAACCGCAGGAAGAGCCGAUUCCUCCCGGGAGCUGGAGGGGGCAGAGUGCUUCUAGAGAAGAAAGUGGAGCGCCAGCUCACUACACUGGAUGUUGUUUGUGUGAAUCAGUGUGAAGGAGGAAAUGAAGACCAAGUCUCCAUCGAGCAGAACUUCUACAGAGGGGGAGACGUGUCCUGGUGGAACUUCUAUUUCUCAGAGCAGCCUGGCUCCAUGCCGUUUAUUAAAAGGGACAAAUUUGUUUACAUAGUUGACACACUCAUCCCAGACUUGUGUUCCUUGAGAAAAGCCUGUGUCCUCUUGAACCUCCUCCAUGUACCUGGAUGUGGUGGAACCACUCUGGCCAAACACACUCUGUGGACUCUCCGAGAAAAGUUCCGCAGUGCUGUGCUUAUUGACAACGACGCAGACCCAGUUACAGUGGCAGAACAUGUGGUCACCCUCCUGCAGUGUGGCUGUAAGGAGCAAGAACCCCCAGUGCCUGUGUUGUUGAUGAUAGAUGAUUUCGAAGACAUGGAGAAGGUCUUCAACUUACAACAGCUCAUUGAGAAACAGUGUUUGAGCAGCAGUGUCCAGUCCAGGUCUCCACAGGUGAUCCUCCUCAACUGCAUGAGGUCAGAACACAUUUCUGGUCCAACUGAUCCAACUGAAGACACUGUAUUCAUUGGCAAUAAACUCACAGAUGAUGAGCAGAAACAAUUUGAUCAGAAAUUUGUAGAAAUGGAAAAAAGACAUUCUAAAAAAGACACUAAAACCUUUUAUGGAUUCAUGGUCAUGAAAACCAACUUCGACAUUAAGUACAUUAAAAGUGUUGUUCAACACACCCUUCAGAAAUUUGACAUGGAGCAAAAACAUGCGCAGCUUAUAGCGGUGUUAGCACUAAUCAGUGUUUACUGCAAACAUGCAGCUCUGUCUCUCUCUUUGUGUGAGGAAUAUCUUAGUCUGCAGCCAAAGCCAUGUUUGGGAGACAAUGAGGUUGAAGAGGGAUUUCAGCAGUUUUCAACUUUAAUCUUGUCCUGUAACAUAAGAUCUAAGGUUUUGUUUAAAGGAGUUAGAAUGAUCCAUUCACAAAUUGCAUUGCACUGCCUGAAGGAAAUUAACGUAACACACAAAGUCAGCAAAGCAGAGAUUGCUAACUUCAUCUUGACUACUGAUAAGCUUUAUGACUGCACACAAGGUAAAAACAGGCUCAUGCAGGAUGUUCAUGACAUUUUAGUUAAAAGGUAUCCUUUUGAACAAGAAGCUCAACCUUCUGUUCUCACCAGUCCCUCACAUUACAAACCCAUCAGCUGUACUGAACAGGAUGCUUCCUGUCCAGGGAACAAGGAGGAUAAAAAAAUUGAGUCUCGGUUCUCACCCCUCAUUCAAGAUAUUGAACGUGAAACUCCAGGGUUGGAGGAGAGUGUUCUUAUACAUGCUUCCAGUAGGUUUCAAAAAGAUGCUAUUAUUUCUCAGUUACUAGCCCGGUAUUAUUACCUAAAAAGGAAAGAUUUUAUUGAGGCAAAAAAAUGGGCAAACACAUCCAAAAAAAUGUCACAAAACAGCUCAUAUAUCUCUGACACCACAGCUCAAGUUAUGAAGCAUGAGCUGAAAUAUGCCAUUGCACGUGAAAACUUUACCAAUGACCCUAAAGUACUUCAUAGACUUUUGAAACUCGCCAAAUCUGCCGUGGGUGCAUUCAAAGAAACUCAACAACUUGCAAAGCACGAGUCAUUUCAGAGGUUACAAUCCAAAAGAGACUACAACCCUUUAAAUACCUCUGGAUUCCUGGGAGAGAUACAAGUGUGUGUACACAUUAUUGAAAUGCUUGAAAAGAUCCCUUUAUUCUCUACUGGCAAGGUUCGCCAUGACCUUUUGUCUUCCAUGCUUUCUGGAAGCACAAAACUUGAUCGACUUAAAUCCUUCGAUCCUGAAUAUAAGAAACAUUUACAAUUCUACAAGGUUCUUGAAGAAUUUUCUGAUACACUGCACAAUCUCAAAGACGUGAUGAAAUAUAAUUUUAACUUCCUUGACAAAUUUAAUGUAAACCUGGGAUCUAAGUUUGGGAUGAAAGAAAGCCAUGACCAAAGAGUUAAAAGUGAGCUUUCCCGAUGCUUUGAAAAAUUUGCACAGCUUUUCUGCUUGACAGAAUCAGAAGAUUUGUUUAACAAAAGCAUGAGCACUAAAUUGAACCUGCACAAGGCCAGGCAAUUCAUUGAGAAGGAGAAAGUUGAUACAUACUCUGGAAUUUUGAAUUGCCUUUCAAAUGACAAUAAACAGGAAAUCUUGGGUAAAAUUGUUGAUGCUUACAAAUUUAUUUACAACUCUGUCAAUUGUAGUCCUGUGGAAAAAAUGAACUACAUCUACAUGAAUGUUGUGCUCAGUUGUAUCGAUCAGAAAUUGAUUGAGCCAUUUCCAGAGCUGGUUAAAAUUCUUUGCAAAUGCCUUAAGGAUCCAUUGCUAAAGUCUGAUUUGCCUCUCUACUUCAUAGCAGUCCUUCUGUUAUGGCCAGCGCAACAGCGACAUUUAAUCUUGGCAGAGAGUGCUGAACUGCGGAGUUACAUCACACAUUUGAAGACCGCUUUUCACACUGAGAUGAAACAAAUAUACAAUGGCAAGACCGCAAUUGUCCAUUUCUUCCUGGGAAAAAAGGCUGGUUAUGAACGCAUAGUGCAUCUGGGAGAAGUCAAACGAUGUAGCAAAGCAGAGAAGGAACAAUUUGCCACCAAAUGGGAAAAUGGAGUGAUAUGGAAAAACCCCAAGGUACAAGAGCUUCUUUGCAGAGUAACUGGGCAAGUGAAAUACAAACACAUUCUGGUCCAUACUGGUAAUCCUGAACAAAAUGUUGAAGUCACACCACAAUUCCAAAGUCAACUCCGACGUUACAGAGAGGGCUCCACUGUAUCAUUCUUUAUUGGGUUUUCCAUGAAAGGGCCUCUUGCAAUUGACAUUGACCAAAAUUAAACUACAUUAAAGUAGGACUCACGAGCAGUGUGAUGGGACUCUAUUGUUCUUAUCCUUCCAGAAAAGUUAGCAUUUAAAAUCACUAUUUAUCAGCCAAUGUUCUUAAAACAUAACUUAAAUACAAUUUAACCAUUUAAAAAUCAAACACGCUAAUCUUGUUGCAGAUCCCUGAAUGUAAUGUAAUGAAUGUAAAAUUAUACUUUUGUCAAUCAAAUGUUGUCUUUUGUCCAACACUUGACAUUUUAUAAUUUUGUUUGUUUUAUGAUUUAUGAAUUAUUAAAUGUAAAAAAAAAAAAAAAAAUACU
Molecule: messenger RNA, 5097 nt
Organism: Periophthalmus magnuspinnatus
Lineage: Eukaryota; Metazoa; Chordata; Actinopteri; Gobiiformes; Gobiidae
Product: sterile alpha motif domain-containing protein 9-like
Exons: 4
Coding region: 164-4792 (1542 amino acids)
Cellular component (GO): cytoplasm
Molecular function (GO): protein binding
Source: RefSeq, a predicted model, not a curated record